Molecule: messenger RNA, 954 nt
Organism: Colletotrichum graminicola M1.001
Lineage: Eukaryota; Fungi; Ascomycota; Sordariomycetes; Glomerellales; Glomerellaceae
Exons: 2
Coding region: 1-954 (317 amino acids)
Source: RefSeq, a predicted model, not a curated record
AUGUCUGUGAGUGCCAGCCUCGGUCUAAGCUGUCCGCGAGGCGGCGACUUCUAUGUCUGCGAGGGCAGUAAGAUCGAGUUCUUGGGCUGCUGCGCUACAAACCCAUGCGCCGAUGGCAGCGGAAGGUGCCCAACCCAGGACUUGAGGAUAUCCUCAUUCAACCCGGACAGAUACGCAAGCAUCCCACCUCAGGGAUGCGACGACCCGAGGCCUGCUAGCCAGCUUUUCUACACAUGCACCAACAACAUCCCGUUCAUCGGAUGCUGCGCCAAGAACCCCUGCCAAGAGCCUGAUGGCCUCUGCCCGACGGACCACCUCAUUGCGACGACUCUGAGCCCAGACGCUGUCAACCGGACGAUAUUUACACCGGAAUCCUCGUCGUCGGCGUCGCCAACCUCUACUCCUAAUCCUUCCUCCGGCGGCGGCGGCCUUGCCACAGGAGCUAUCGUCGGUAUCGCCAUUGGGGCCGCUGUGCUGGUUGGUGUCAUUGUGACGGUGAUCUGGAGAUGCGGAUGGCAUGCCAGGAAGCGCAAUGAAAGACGAGAGCCAGCGUGGGAGCCCGCUGCUCAAAGCGCAAACCCAAGCCACCACCCAAAUAUGGGCUUCGCGCCUCGGAGUCCCGCCCUGUACGACCCUGCACGUGCAUCUCAUAUCAGCUAUGCAACAACCGCAGCCCCCAAUUCGUACCAGUCCACAUCACCGCCGCACUCGCCCUUUUUCCCACUCAAGCACCCGGGUACGCCGCCUGUUGACGACCGUCAUCUCUCUACCUACACGGACAGUAAUGUGAGCUCCCUCAGUGGGCACACCCCACGGCACCCGAGCCAGUAUUCCAGUGCUGUGGUGGAAUUGCAUCCGGUCAGCGAGCUAGACGGCAUGGAGCAACAGGGAUCAAGGGCCGAACUAGGUGACGGAACUCCUGUUAACCUAUAUGGCAAAGGCGGCGACCGAUAG